AUGAAGAAGAAAAAACACUUUGGCAUUGUUUAUGAACCUAAAGAAGUUCUGAAUCCAUCUGCCAAAGUAACAAAUUGUUGCAAAUCACUGUGGGUAAAGCACAGUUUUCAGAAGGCAUACAUGACCCAACUUGUCAGCUCCCAGCCAGUUCUAGCCAUGUCAAGGAACCCAGAUCACGGUCUACCUUCUCAGUCCAAGGAGAACAGCACUGGCCAGAAGCAUCACCAGGAGGAAAUAAUCCACAAGGUGGCCAUGCAGCUGAGACACAUUGGGGACAGCAUCGAUAAUAGAAUGAUUCAAGAGGAUCUUCAACAGGAAGGCAGAGAUGCACUGGCUCAUUUUGUCUUAUUUUUCUUUAGAAGAGUUCAUGUGUUGCUGCAUUUUUUUCUGGAAUAG
Galeopterus variegatus (Sunda flying lemur) is the source of this 396-nucleotide messenger RNA. RefSeq names its product peroxisomal, testis specific 1 (gene PXT1). Gene Ontology annotation, cellular component: peroxisome; nucleus. Lineage: Eukaryota; Metazoa; Chordata; Mammalia; Dermoptera; Cynocephalidae. The record is from RefSeq and is a predicted model, not a curated record. Bases 1 to 396 code for a protein of 131 amino acids. Gene Ontology annotation, biological process: positive regulation of apoptotic process. The transcript is spliced from 3 exons.